AUGGGACUGAUCUUCGAUUCUGUCAAGGAGCAUGGAGGCAGUGAGAUGAAGUCCGUGGUACAGGCACACGGCUACCGGUUUGGUGACAUCCCCAACGUGCACCAGUUGCGUUCAGAUGUUUGGAGGAUGCUGGCAGUGGCGCGUCCAGCUCAAGUUGUCGCACGGCUACCAGUGGCAGCCGCACCAGGGGGCAGAGCACCACCACCGCCUGAGCCAGCUUUGCCAUGGGGCUUCCGAAAGACGUGGCUCAAUGGGCAUUCUACGGAGAAGACGGGGCUCACCAAGCACCCUGGUACGACAGGGGACUCUGGUGGUUCGGAUGACCAGGAGCACCGCCAGCCCACCCAGCAGCGCAGUUCGUUGCAACAGGCGCGGGACCAUUUGGGCAACACUGGAGCAUACGGCUUCCCGGAGGACUUUCCGCUGCAUGAGGCAGGCCCAUCUAGUGUGCCACGGCGGUGUUGGCGUGAGACGGAUGGUGUUGACGACGAGCAGGAGUCUAUUCUUUCCGAUGAAGAAGCGGAAGUGGAUGCGACACGGCCACAAGACGCGGACGGCCAGCAUGAGGAAUGGAUGCUCCCUUCAUGGCCGCCACGACCUGGCAUGGAGCCACGGCCAGAUCCCACUGCUCCGGGUGUGUGGCUAGUGCCGUACUGCAUGUGUGUGGAGCUCUCUGGGGAGAAUUGUACGGUGCACAACAACAAGGCUGGCGACGACAUCAUCAUGAUGUGCAACGACUGCAUUCAUGCCUUGGAAUGCGUGGAUGGAGACUGCGGCAUGGCCUACCCACGCCACAUCCGGUGUGAGUUCAAGUGGGUGGGCGACAGCGGCCUGUUUGUUCUGCCCCGAUAUGGCCCCAACAUUGUGCCCCAUUGCCCCGCUGUCACAAUGGUGCUGGGCUGCAACAACGUCUUCAUGCUGGCCUGCGAGCUCGACCGUCAGUACACCGCAACAGUGGAGAAACAGCUUGUACUGCCGGUCCCCAUGUGUGACCCCGAGGUCCUGGAGGACAUCCUUGUGCAAACAGAGGUUGUGGCCCGCCGAACCAUGCACUAUGCCACCAAGUAUGUCGCCAAGGCCACGUCGCAGUGCCCACACUCCACAAAGAACCCCCUCAAUGUCCACACCCUCGACGACCAGGGCAGGGAGACAGUCCUCAGGGUGCGAUGUCACAACGUCCCUCUCAGAGACGCCUAUGCUGUCACGGACUUCUUUGUCCAGGGGUGCAGUUUCAAGGAUGACUGCUGGAUCGUCGACCUCUGCCCACCGCCAACUGGCAUCAAGUGUGCAUGCCUCUUUGUCAUCCUCAUGCGCUACAAGUCCAUGGACCAUAUCCGCCUCCUGCACCCGCUCUACAACAACGCCUAUGAGAAGGCACAGGUCAUCAAGGCAUUCACCAAAGCAGCCACCAUCCACCCGGACCUCGACGCAGAAAGCAAACUCCAGACCGCUGCUGCACAACGUACCCGGGAACGAUACACAGCACUCUUCCAGGAAGCACAGCGACUCGUCGACAGCCGGACCGCGAACCGCCCACCACCGCGCUGA
Messenger RNA from Volvox carteri f. nagariensis, 1548 nucleotides. RefSeq lists its product as uncharacterized. The transcript has 3 exons. NCBI's taxonomy places the organism in Eukaryota, Viridiplantae, Chlorophyta, Chlorophyceae, Chlamydomonadales, Volvocaceae. The record is from RefSeq and is a predicted model, not a curated record. Bases 1 to 1548 code for a protein of 515 amino acids.